Penicillium cosmopolitanum is the source of this 531-nucleotide messenger RNA. RefSeq names its product GNAT family N-acetyltransferase. NCBI's taxonomy places the organism in Eukaryota, Fungi, Ascomycota, Eurotiomycetes, Eurotiales, Aspergillaceae. The coding region runs from base 1 to 531 and encodes 176 amino acids. Gene Ontology annotation, molecular function: N-acetyltransferase activity. The transcript is spliced from 2 exons. The record is from RefSeq and is a predicted model, not a curated record. Gene Ontology annotation, biological process: protein acetylation.
AUGUCUCAACGAACACGCCACGCGCGACAAACAGAUAUUCCAACUAUACGCCAAUUCAUUCUUGAGCUCGCCGAACACCAAAAUGAUCUAGCGCAAGUCACGGUUACUGAAGAGCUCCUGGCGCAAUCACUGAUAUUCGACCCUAAUACAACGGACCAUGCCAAUGAUAACAGCAAGACGCCUCCAACAACUCCCUCCCGUCCAGCACGCUGCCUUUUGGUUUUGGCCGAAAGUGGUAUUCCUGUUGGCAUGGCAAUCUACUUCUACAGUUUUGUCACUUGGCAUGGUAAACCUGGGAUAUAUCUCGAGGACUUUUAUGUUCGCGCCUCAGAGCGCGGGAAGGGAUAUGGAAGAGAGUUGAUUUCCGCUUUAAUUGAGGAACUUCAAGUUGUUGGAGGAGUGCGGCUUGAAUGGAGAGUACUCGAUUGGAACGAAUUAGGGGUUCGGUUCUAUAAAGGCAUCGGUGCCACGGUCAUGAAUGGCUGGAUGGACAUGAAGCUUGAACCCGAAAGGUUUAAAGAAAAGGCUUAG